This is a messenger RNA of Athalia rosae (coleseed sawfly), 669 nucleotides long. Its product is annotated as rRNA 2'-O-methyltransferase fibrillarin-like. Bases 92 to 412 code for a protein of 106 amino acids. Lineage: Eukaryota; Metazoa; Arthropoda; Insecta; Hymenoptera; Athaliidae. The transcript is spliced from 4 exons. The record is from RefSeq and is a predicted model, not a curated record.
AUUUUUCCUCCUAACAAACGUUCGAGUGGGGAGAGGAUCGCUGCAUAUAAACUACUUCCGGAAUAAUUCAUGAUCACUGUAUUCUUCAGCCAUGCGGCAUCAAGUAGCAACAAUCCUGGUGGCGUUCCUGGCAUUCAGCGUCAUAUUUGACGUGGUGGUGUCAUGUAGUUCCGCCGGAGGUGGAGGCGGUGGAGGUGCCGGUGGAUCCUGCAAAUGCGCUGACGGCUCCACGUGCACCGUACGAGGAGGGGGUGGCGGUGGCGGAGGCAGUGCGAGUUGGUGGGGUGGAUCAUCCCACGGUCAGGACGGAGAAGACGGUCGCCCAGAUGGUUCAGGUGGUGCCGGAGGUGCAGGAGGUGGUUCGGGUGGCGGUCGAGGUGGUUCAGGAGGAGGUAGCCGUAGUAGGCUUUAAUCAAGUACAAAUGCAGACGUGGAGGUUCGGCGGAACUAGAAAGAGAAAAAUCAGUGAGGAUUAUUUCGAAACGGCCCGAAGCAGUCGAUUGCAUUCAUCUUGACGGAUCCGAUAUACGACUUAUGAUAAUAAAAAAAAAACAACGAACAAACAAGAUCACGUGUACUACAUUUCUGAUGAGAAAAAGUAUUGCAAACUUUAUUUUUUCAUAACAAAUAUUCGAGUAAUGUGUCAAUAAAAUAUCUGCUAAUAUUAAA